AAAAAUUCCAACUCACUCACUCUGUAUUAUUGAAUCUUUGAACAUCUUUGUGAUACUUUGCAAUGACCGUCAAAAGAAGCACCAGAACAGUGUCAUAAUUGAAUUUUAAUCUUCUAAAACUUUUUACUAAGGGAAAAACAAUUCUGUAACUUAUGGUGGGAAAUUUUACAACCACUCAAGGAACUGAGUCUCAUUGGCGAUUACUAAGCUGAAAAUCGCGAGAUGACCUACCCAACGUGGUAGAACUAUUUAAUCAGGUAGCUAGCUGUUUCAAUUCAUCUACUCCCUUCUCAUGAAGCUACUGUUAAAUUUUUUUAAGAAUAGCACAUAGUCAAAAUUGAAGAAAAGCAAAAGAUUUUAAUUUUGAAAAAAAAGUAACCAAAGCUAUUUGGAAAACGAUAUGGAUAGUCCAGUUUCGGAGGUAAACUCCUUUAAAGCGAGUGGAAAACCACCGGUCAGCAACCCGCCAAUGUCCAUAAUCCGUGAGAUAUUAUUUAUAUUUAUUACUAGUAGUGCUCAGCUCAUGACUCAAGCUGGCUUGGGUCAAACAAUUGCGCCAAGUCAUAUCAUAGGAAAAGCAUUUGGAACAACGAAUAGUGGUCAAUUGAGUUGGUUUCCAGCUUCCUACAGUUUGACAGUAGGUACAUUCAUCCUUGUUGCCGGAAAACUUGGUGAUAUGUACGGACAUAAGAAUAUGUUUAUAUUUGGGUAUGCGUGGUAUAGUUUAUGGUCCUUGAUAUCAGGUUUCAGUGUUUAUGCAAAAUCAGCCAUCAUGUACGACGUUUGUCGUGCACUCACGGGAAUUGCACCAGCGUUUCUUCUACCUAAUGCAUUGGCCAUCCUUGGUAGGGUGUAUCCGCCGGGAAGGCGAAAGCAAUGGGCGUUUUGUAUGUUUGGUGCUACGGCACCGAACGGAUUUUUGCUCGGUGCUGUUUUCUCUGGUAUCUUCUCACAGUUGGCUUGGUGGCCUUGGUCAUAUUGGUCCACGUGCAUUAUUUGCUUUGCUUUUUGUAUCGCCAGUUAUUUAAUUAUUCCAGAUAUUCAAGAGGAGACUGAUGAGGAGAAAACCUCCGAGAAGCGACAUUUUGACUAUCUUGGAACAUUCUUUGGUAUAACGGGUUUGGUACUCAUUAACUUCGCAUGGAAUCAAGGCCCUGUCGUUGGUUGGCAUGUACCAUAUGUAUAUAUUCUAUUGAUUAUUGGGGUUUUGUCCAUGGUUGUGUUUAUCUACGUUGAGCACAAAACGCUCGAACCACUAUUACCUCCUGAUGCAUUCACCGGGGAGAUUGGAUUCAUCCUCAUGUGUAUAGCAGCCGGUUGGGCUUGUUUUGGGAUUUGGAUUUACUACUUAUGGAACUUUUUCGAAGUUCUGCGGCAAAACACUCCGUUGUUAACGGUCGCCCAAAUGGCACCUGUCGGUAUUAGUGGUUGCCUUGCUGCUGCCAGUACGGGAACAUUAUUAUCUCGCUUUCGACCAAUUAUUUGUAUGAUUAUUUCCAUGGCUGCGUUUACUAUCGGUACCAUUCUUCUUGCAACGGCACCUAUUGAUCAAACAUACUGGGCACAAACUUUUGUUGCCACUAUCGUAACUCCCUGGGGUAUGGAUAUGAGCUUCCCAGCUGCAACUUUGGUGAUCAGUGAUUUCGUUUCAAGAGAAAAUCAAGGUAUUGCUGCGUCGCUCGUGAGCACGGUUGUGAAUUAUUCUAUUUCAAUAGGCCUCGGCAUUGCCGGCACUAUUGAAGUGCAUCUUAACCAUAAAGGAACGAAUAUUUUGAGGGGGUAUCGAAGUGCUUGGUAUAUGGGAAUAGGAUUUGGUGGUCUGGGUGUUGGUGUCUCAAUAUUAGCCGCUGUUCUUUUAUUUACAAAACCUAGUAAACGUGCUUCUGAUGUUGAAAGCGCGGAAGAGACUGCGGAGAAAAAGGAAAUUGGUAUUUCGAAUUAGUUUUAUCUACAAUUAUCUUUUUUCUCGAUAUAAUUCCAAAAAUUAUUUAAUGAAUGGUUGUAUUUUACGGCGAUACCAUUUUGUAUAUUACCUUGAUUCUACAAGUAAUUAAAUAAGCAUAUAUAAAGUCGAGAAUAUUUAAUUUAUUUAAUUUAUUUUUA
This is a messenger RNA of Schizosaccharomyces octosporus yFS286, 2103 nucleotides long. RefSeq names its product membrane transporter. The record is from RefSeq and is a predicted model, not a curated record. Lineage: Eukaryota; Fungi; Ascomycota; Schizosaccharomycetes; Schizosaccharomycetales; Schizosaccharomycetaceae. Gene Ontology annotation, molecular function: transmembrane transporter activity. Gene Ontology annotation, cellular component: membrane. The transcript has a single exon. Gene Ontology annotation, biological process: transmembrane transport. The coding region runs from base 401 to 1942 and encodes 513 amino acids.